AUGCCGACUGCCUGUCGUGCGUCAGUCAUAUGUUUUUGUGUGUCUGCAGGUUCCUCCUAUUAUGACAACGUGAGGCCGCUGGCAUAUCCUGACUCAGAUGCGGUACUCAUCUGUUUCGACAUCAGCCGCCCAGAGACUUUGGACAGCGUUAUAAAGAAGUGGCAAGGCGAGACCCAGGAGUUUUGUCCCAAUGCCAAGGUGGUGCUGGUGGGCUGCAAAUUGGACAUGAGGACAGACGUCAACACCCUGAGGGAACUCUCCAAGCAGCGGCUCAUCCCCGUCACUCACGAACAGGGAAGCACGAUAGGUCGACAGAUGGGGGCGGUGGCCUAUGUUGAGUGCACGUCCAAGGUUUCGGAGAACAGCGUCCGAGACGUGUUCCACAUCACCACGCUGGCGUCGGUGCAGCGGACGCACAAGCCGCAGCUCAAACGCAGCAGUUCCCGCAGGGGCUUGAAGCGAGUGUCGCAGCAACCCCUGCCGCCGCUGCCGGGUCGGACUGAGCAAAUGGACCAGGCCCCGACCAUCAGGAAGGACCGAGCCAAGAGCUGUGUGCUCAUGUAGAGACCCAUUCUUCUAAAUAUAUGUAUAUACCUAAACACAGAAAUAUAUAUCAGAGGAAGUCUAUUUAUUGUUUUUUUUUUUUGUUUUUUCCUCAUGUUUUCAUUUUUUGCACUGCAGAGGAGUGAGGAUAGAAGAAACACUGCGCUGUGAAAACAAAAUGCUUUGGGAUUUUUUUUUGUUGCUGCCUGUGUGCAUAUUUUCUAAGCUGUUUACAUAUUUGUGUUGUUUUGAAAUUAUGGAAAAUUGGACUAACUCUCCGGACACGUGGAAGCUGUGAUAGCGGAUGUGGCUUCCCGUCCUGGGUAUUAAAGAGGAAUUAAUUUCCUGAAAAGGCUCAAAUGAAAGGAUGGUACUUCGGCGGAGCGGCGGUGAGGAGAGAGAUGUGUGCGUGGGAGGAGCCACGGUGAAGAAGGACGUCUGUGGAUGAAACUUUUCAAAAAUGAUGUCGCUGAGCGCACGAGGACUAAGUGUCCAGCUUCAGUCUGUAGUUGCUUCCUGUCGCCAUAUCUGAGAGAGAAACUUGUAUGUACAGUCUUGCUGAAAAGGGAUUAGAUGAAACGAUGAGUCAAACCAAACAUUAGGAGCUGGAAAUGAGAUUUUGUGACACUGAUGGAAAUGUUGUGAAGGUGUGUGUGUGAGCGUUACAACCACAAGUGCAUUUUAAGAAUUAAGAAAAAAGUCACAGCACAGCCAAUCUGAUGUUAUGUUGCUCAUUUUAACACCAUUUUUCCCAUCGACUCCAACUUGUGUCAGUAUCACUGAAGUUAAUGCUGUUGUCACUAUUUUUAAGUUGUUUCUUUGUGGAAAAUAAAGUGAGAAAAUGUUAGGGCUAUUUUGUUGUACUUUCACUAAACUCUAAAAUAAAGCAGCAUAACACUACAGGGACACAACACUAUCUAGUUUCCGUCAUGUCUUUUUUUAGUUGGUUCGUUUGUUUGUUUUUCAGCAGGAUUAUGCAAAAAACAAAAACGGAUUUCCUUGAAAACUGGUGCAAGGAUAAGACAUAGGCCCACGAGGAAACCACCAAAUUUUGUGGAGUUGAUCCUGACAAAGGAAUUUGUUUUCACAGCUUUGUUCAACAUUGUGAG
Molecule: messenger RNA, 1652 nt
Organism: Paralichthys olivaceus (Japanese flounder)
Lineage: Eukaryota; Metazoa; Chordata; Actinopteri; Pleuronectiformes; Paralichthyidae
Source: RefSeq, a predicted model, not a curated record